Messenger RNA from Syngnathus typhle (broad-nosed pipefish), 1384 nucleotides. Its product is annotated as GRB2-related adapter protein-like. Gene Ontology annotation, molecular function: protein binding. The coding region runs from base 224 to 1012 and encodes 262 amino acids. NCBI's taxonomy places the organism in Eukaryota, Metazoa, Chordata, Actinopteri, Syngnathiformes, Syngnathidae. The record is from RefSeq and is a predicted model, not a curated record. The transcript has 5 exons.
CCCCCCCCCUGACCCCACCCCCCCACACACACGCAAACACACACAAACUCAGUCACAUGGAGGAACAGAGGGACACACGGGUAGAGAACCUCUCCUCAUUAACUAAUGAGUGGCAACACACAUAUCGGCGCCGCUUAUCUUCAUAUCUCACUCCUGUCAUCUCUCAUUGAUGAAGUGAAGCGUGCUUGCUGGUGGCUCCUCUUUCCUCUCCUGACACCAAAGCAUGGAGGCUGUGGCACUCUUCUCCUUCGCCGCAUCCGAAGCGGACGAGCUCAGCUUCCAGAAAGGGGACGUCGUCAAGGUGACCGAAAUGGAGGAGGAUUCUUGCUGGUUCGCGGGAGAGAUCGGAGGGAAAAGAGGCUACGUGCCGGAGAACUACAUUUCUCUUCUGCCUCAUCCGUGGUUCGCAGGCCGGGUUUCGAGAUUGGAGGCGGAGCGCCGGCUGCACUGGAGGGACAGCGGCAUGUUUGUGGUCAGGGAGAGUGAGUCAGCUCCUGGAGAGUUCUCCCUCUCCGUUAGCUAUGGUGACAGGGUGGAGCAUUUCCGAGUGCUGGAGGGGGGCGGUCAGUACUGCAUCUGGGACGAGUCCUUCAGUUCCCUUAACCGGCUGGUGGACUUCUACAGGACUCACAGCAUCGCUAUGGAGAAGGUGGUCUGCCUCCGAGACCCUCCCUCGGACAUGUCCCACCGCCAGAGCUCCCACACUGGCCGUAACCCUUAUCCCAACCCGUACAAGAGCGCCUCUCUGGAGUCCCUUCCUUCGGCUCGCCUCCAUGGCCCUCAUCCCUUGAGAGAGUCGUCCUCCAUGCAGCUGCUGGAACAGGUUUUGGGGAAACCUCGGCUGGGUCAUGCCCUGUGCGACUACUUCCCGCCGCACACCACCCACCUGCACUUCCUGCGAGGUGACCUCAUCGACCUGCUGGACUGCUCCAGUUCAAGGUGCUGGAGGGGCCGCUGUCGCGGACGGGUCGGGGUCUUUCCGCCGCAAUACGUCCAGCCGUUGUACCACUGACAAAAACAUAUAUCAGUAAUUGGCCACUAAGCUGUGUCAGCAUUUGAAUUUUAUCUCACAAACAGAUUUGAUGUCACUUCACUUUCUAUACAAAUCACCUAAACUUUAAUCAUUGUCAUGCAAUUUCAAUUUUCCGGCAAAACAAAUCUCAACAUUUGCACGUUUCAACUUCUUAAAUGAUGGUUUAUAAUGACCAAGUCACACAAUAUCCGUAAAUAUCAUGUAUAUCUGUUUUUCUCCUACAACCCUUUAUCAAGCUUGUACUAGAAAUAUAAUACAUAUUUUACUAUUGUUGUAUUGAUACCGCUCCUGCAAAUGUCAGAGAAGCUGAAUAAAGUUCAUAUAAAUAAAUACUAAACAAAAUAAUAAUAA